Fusarium oxysporum Fo47 is the source of this 1449-nucleotide messenger RNA. RefSeq lists its product as uncharacterized. NCBI's taxonomy places the organism in Eukaryota, Fungi, Ascomycota, Sordariomycetes, Hypocreales, Nectriaceae. The transcript is spliced from 2 exons. The record is from RefSeq and is a predicted model, not a curated record. The coding region runs from base 99 to 1256 and encodes 385 amino acids.
UUGUGGGAGCAAGUUUUCGUUCUGUCAGUCAAGUCGGGGCCCAUUGUUUCCACUUGCACGUCCUCCCACAGUCUCUAGUUGGAGCAACACCAGCAACUAUGUCUCGAAUUUUCUCAGUCCUUCUCCUCUCUCUCCCCCUUGCCCUCUCAGCAGACUUCGAAAGUGUGACCAUCAGUGCCAACCUCGACAACGUUGGCCACACAUGUAUCAGCAAAUGUCUCUACUACACCCUUCUGUCCGAUAUGGGCAGGGCUAUGGGCUGUGAUGACCCCUAUGAUAACAACUGCUACUGCGCUACCGCCGCUGCAUCUGCCAACAAGGCUGAUGGCUUCAUGUCCAAGUGUGCCACCUCGUUAUGCUCAGCUGGUGAUCGUUCUCGAGACUUGACUUCCAUGCAAUCCUACUACGCUUCGUACUGUAUGGGUGCAGGCUUCACACAGCCUGGUGCUACUGAGUGGUACAACCCUGCUGAAGCUACAGAAGAGCCGACGAAUGAACCUACUGCAGAGAGCGGUGGUGGCAGUGAUGCGAGGCCCAGUCGAACUGCCAACUCGGGUGGUGACGGGACUUCAACUCACAUGACCAUUGUCACGCAGACGGCAGAGGAUGGUGCUUCGAGGACGCAGGUAAUCGUCGAAGCAACUUCCACUUACUGGGUCAACUCGGACGGGUCCCCAGCAUCAUCCAAGAACGAGGAUGGCGGCACCUCUGUUGUCAAGAUUGGCGUUGGUAUCGCUGUACCAGUGGUAGUUAUCGCUGCUGGCUUGUUUGCUUGGUGGUUCAUUAGGCGAAGAAAUCAACAAAAAGCACAAUACCCCCAUACUACUCAACCGCUCGGCGAAGUUACAACUGGCGGCGGUCCUGCUGUCGUGGCCUCCGUAUCCCCUGCAACACCUGAGAGGAGGGACACUUUACCAAGAAAGCCUGUCGGCGCUUCAACAAUCUCUUCUGUUUCUUCUUUGUCCAAGACCAAUGAGUUAUCCGGUAUCGGCGUUCAACGUGAACUUUCUGGGCGUGAAGUUCACCCUUUUCCUAACAUGACACCCAGUCCGCCUAUUCAAGUCGCAGGACAACAUGAGAUGUCGGGUGAAGGAUGGAGGCCAAACUUGGAGAUGGAUGGUCGUGAUGCUCGUGUGGAAAUGUCCGGUGAGGCACGGCCUCCUGAGCUCCCAGGCUAUAUCAACUCAGCGAAUGCGUACACGCCUCAUGAGAGUGUUCAGCGAUGGGAACUGCCUGAUAACUCGCGUCAGAGAUAGGCCGUAGGCUUUGACGGCUGCUAUAUGUUGUCUUGUAUUCUCUUCUUAGUAGUUAUCGUUCCGCUGGGAUCAAUGUUCCUUUUCGGCUGUGGAGUUGGGCGAGAGAAGGGUAUAUCUAGGGCUUGGUCGGUUGCGCUAGAUGUUAUUGAUAGGUGUAGAGGAGUAAACUAAUUACUAUGUUAUUUCUUACUUA